UACGGCAGGCCUAAGAUGGCGGCGGGGGAGAGAGGGUGAAGGUUGCUGGGCUCUAGUCCGCCGAUUUUGGCUCGGCUCGGCUCGACUCGGCUCGGCUCGGCCCGGCCCUGCCCCGGCCCCGCGCGGCCGAUGGGUGGGGAGUGGCGCGCGCCAUGGAUCUACGCACGGCCGUGUACAACGCGGCGCGCGAUGGCAAACUGCAGCUGCUGCAGAAGCUGCUGAGCGGCCGCAGCCGUGAAGAGCUGGACGAGCUGACCGGCGAGCCGGUGGCCGGGGCGGCUGGCGGCCCGGCCGCCGGAGGCACGCCGCUGCUCAUCGCCGCCCGCUACGGCCACCUGGAUGUGGUGGAAUACCUGGUGGACCGCUGCGGCGCCAGCGUGGAGGCGGGCGGCUCGGUGCACUUCGACGGCGAGACCAUCGAGGGCGCGCCGCCGCUGUGGGCCGCCUCGGCUGCCGGGCACCUGGGCGUGGUGCAGAGCCUGCUGCGGCGCGGCGCUUCGGUGAACCGCACCACGCGCACCAACUCCACGCCGCUGCGCGCAGCCUGCUUUGACGGGCACCUGGACGUGGUGCGCUACCUGGUGGGCGAGCACCAGGCCGACCUGGAGGUGGCCAACAGGCACGGGCAUACGUGCCUCAUGAUCUCCUGCUACAAGGGCCACUGCGAGAUCGCGCGCUACCUGCUGGAGCAGGGCGCGCAGGUGAACCGGCGCAGCGCCAAGGGUAACACAGCCCUGCACGACUGUGCCGAGUCCGGAAGCCUGGAAAUCCUGCAGCUGCUGCUAGGCUGUAAGGCGCGCAUGGAGCGGGACGGCUACGGCAUGACCCCGCUGCUGGCCGCCAGCGUCACCGGCCACACCAACAUCGUGGAGUAUCUCAUCCAGGAGCAGCCGACCCCCGAGCUCCAAGUCCAGCCGAAGCUGCAGCAGCAGCAUGAGGAGGAAGCCACCAUGCCCAGCACCAGCCGGGGGGCAGAGGACGCCCAAUCACCAGAGCCUUAUGAGAGCUGCUGCCCCACUAGCCGAGAAGCCGCUGUGGAGGCUUUGGAGUUACUGGGGGCCACAUUCGUGGACAAAAAGAGGGACCUACUGGGCGCCCUCAAGUAUUGGAGGAGGGCUAUGGAGCUACGGCACCAGGGUGGGGAGUAUCUGCCCAAACCCGAGCCUCAGCAGCUAGUCCUGGCCUAUGAUUAUUCCAGGGAAGUGAAUACCGCGGAAGAACUGGAAGCCCUCAUUACCGACCCUGAUGAGAUGAGGAUGCAGGCUUUGUUGAUCCGUGAGCGCAUCCUGGGACCCUCCCAUCCAGACACUUCCUACUACAUUCGCUACAGAGGGGCAGUGUAUGCAGACUCGGGCAACUUUGAAAGGUGCAUCCACUUGUGGAAGUAUGCCCUCGACAUGCAACAGAGCAACCUGGAACCGCUGAGCCCCAUGACAGCUAGCAGCUUCCUCUCUUUUGCAGAGCUCUUCUCUUAUGUGCUGCAGGACCGAACCACCAAGGGUAGCCUGGGUACCCAGAUUGGCUUCGCCGACCUCAUGGGUGUGCUCAGUAAAGGAGUUCGAGAAGUGGAGAGGGCCCUGCAGCACCCCAAAGACCCUGGUGACUCUUCGCAGUUCACCAAAGCCCUAGCUAUCAUUCUCCACCUAAUCUACCUUUUAGAAAAGGUGGAGUGCACCCCAGAACAAGAACACCUCAAACGGCAGACUGUCUACAGGCUUCUCAAGUGCAGUCCGCGGGGCAAGAACGGCUUCACCCCUUUGCAUAUGGCUGUGGACAAGGACACAACUGCUGUGGGCCGCUACCCAGUGGGCAAGUUCCCUUCUCUGCACGUGGUGAAUGUGUUAUUAGAAUGUGGGGCCGAUCCAGACAGCAGGGACUUUGACAACAACACCCCAUUGCACAUAGCUGCCCAGAACAACUGCCCCCUGAUCAUGAGUGCCCUGAUGGAGGCUGGUGCCCACAUGGAUGCAACUAAUGCCUUCAAGAAAACCGCCUACGAGCUGCUGGAUGAAAAGCUGCUCAGCAAGAGUACCAUGCAGCCCUUCAACUACAUUACCCUCCAGUGCCUUGCAGCCCGUGCCCUAGACAAGCACAAGGUCCCGUACAAGGGUUUCAUCCCCGAAGAACUGGAGGCUUUCAUCGAACUGCACUGAAAUGGGAGUGGGGUACCCCUCACCAUCCCUCCUUGCUCAGUCAUCCUCAGCGGAGAGGGAGCUACCAGGGCUUAUACCUUAUAUUUCCCACCUUCCCAGAUGGUGUGGGAUGGCUUCUGGUAAAAUGUGCCUCAGGGGUGGGGUCUAGAGCUUCCAUAUUCCCCAUUGACUUCUCCUUUGAGUGAAAAAUAUGGAGUUGGUACACCAUAAAGGCCUUCAGGGAAGUGCACCAGGAGAGCUGCCUUCCCUCAAUCAAUUCACUUAUUGUUUGAAGGGAGAAAGAUGUGCAAGUUCUUUUGUGAGUUCUAUCUUUUCCAGUCCUCCCGUGUAUAAGGAGGCUUUCAUUGGCCUUACCCUAGGGGCAAAGGGAUGGAAGCCAUUGCCUUCCUAACCUACUGGAAUGGGAGAGAGAAGCAGAAGGUGGUGUCCUCCCCCCCUUUCCCCUUGAAUGCCCGAUGAGCUCGGCUGUCAGAGCUCUUGAGUGGCCACCUCCUGACUGACAGGUCGCAGCAGCACAGUUUUGCAAUUCAAGACACAAGGCAAUUUCUCUCUUCCAGUUUGUCCCCAACUACUCUGUGUUGUCCCAGUUACCAUGGAGUGGGAGUCAGCUGGAGCCCAGUAGAACUGGCCACCACUUAACACAGCUUUCAGUUGGUUUGGUUUUUAUUUUUCUGGUGGCCAGGUCACAAGGGUUGUGCAGAAG
Phascolarctos cinereus (koala) is the source of this 2856-nucleotide messenger RNA. It is a transcript of the gene FEM1A, whose product is annotated as fem-1 homolog A. The record is from RefSeq and is a predicted model, not a curated record. Lineage: Eukaryota; Metazoa; Chordata; Mammalia; Diprotodontia; Phascolarctidae. Gene Ontology annotation, molecular function: protein binding.